Messenger RNA from Phycodurus eques (leafy seadragon), 4173 nucleotides. It is a transcript of the gene eml3, whose product is annotated as EMAP like 3. NCBI's taxonomy places the organism in Eukaryota, Metazoa, Chordata, Actinopteri, Syngnathiformes, Syngnathidae. Gene Ontology annotation, cellular component: mitotic spindle. The record is from RefSeq and is a predicted model, not a curated record. Gene Ontology annotation, molecular function: microtubule binding. Gene Ontology annotation, biological process: microtubule cytoskeleton organization.
GAGAGGUAACGAAUACUCCAGUGCAGAUCCUCGACGUGAUGACGUUGGCAGCAAACUUUUGUCGGCUUCCGUGACAACUUGGCUUCGAGCCACACUGCCCUCUUCCAACAUGGGGACGGAGCAAACUUCUUUCGGCUCGCCUCGGGACUCUCGACGACACGCGUCAUAAAAAAAUAAUAAUAAUAAUAAUAAUUACAAUAAUAAUUUAAAAAAAACCUCACAACAUGGAGUCCUCUACAAACAGCCUGGAUGACGCGUCGGCGGACGGCAGCGUGGAAUUCGCCGACCGGGCGUCGGUGAUGGAAACGCGUGUUCAGGCGCAGGAGGACGAGAUCACGCUGGUCAAGGCCUCGCUGGCGGACGCCCUGCGCCGGCUCCGCCUCCACGAUCGGCUUCUUUCCGUCCUGAAGCAGCAGCUCGUCGCAGUGAAUCCCGCUUGUGCCAGGCUGAUCAACCAAGUCUGCUGCCACGAGAGCGGAAAGCGCUCCUCCAGUUUCGGCCUCGGUGACGGAGUCCUUCAGUGUGGUUCCAGCCAAUCACUGCAAAGUGUUGCAGCCAGCACAAACGGCCACACGACAUGCUCGAUGUCAGCGGAACCGAGACCGGCGACAGCGGAUCGGUCCACCCAGACGGAGGCGAGCGAGGCCGCCUGGCAUCCCGAGCCUAACGUGGGGCAGGGCAGGUUGAGUUUAUCCGGGCGGGUGCAGAGCCUGCACCUGGAGGACGCCCUCCCUCCGCGGGCCAAGCUGCACCGCGCCCCCAGCGUGGAGGAAGACGAGGACCCGGAGGAUGACGAAGAAGCGGCGGAGCGGGAAAAGGAGCUGAGUUGGAUCGCGUCCGCGGAGGAGCCCAUACAGGCGAGCGCCGUCGUCGGCCUCCGGGGUGGAAGUCGUUCCCCGGAAGGCGCUGUCGCGGGCGCGCCUUCCGAGCAGAACCUCGGCCCCGCGUCCGCGAUCCGGCAAGGACCGCAGAAACCUCUGGUGCGGAGGAACAGCGAGAAAUUGUGGAACCUGAAGAGGCAAGUCAAGCGCCUGGACAAGAAAGCGGCGUCCUCGGCCACCCUCCUCAACCCCUCCGCAAGCUUGGAGAAUCGCGCCAAGGAGCUUGUUGCCAGCGCAGGAUCCCCUGGCUCCAAAAGAGGAACUUACAGUCAAGGCCAGUCUAUCAAAAUGUUCAUCCGCGGCCGUCCAAUCACCAUGUACAUCCCCGCCAACAUCCAAAAUUACGAAGACCUGAAGAUGGAGCCGCCUUCUGAGAGGCUGGAGCUGGACUGGGUCUACGGUUACCGGGGGCGAGACUGCCGGGCCAACCUGUACUUCCUCCCGACGGGCGAGGCGGUCUACUUCAUCGCCUGCGUGGUCGUCCUCUACCACAUCGGCAACCGCGCGCAGCGCCACUACCGCCGACACACGGACUGCGUUCGCUGUCUCACGCUGCAUCCUGACAAAGUGCGAAUAGCAUCCGGCCAAACCGCCGGCGUGGACAAAGACGGCAAGCCCCUGCAGCCUUGCGUGCAUAUUUGGGACUCUGCCACUUUGGUCACCCUGCAGCAGAUCGGACUCGGGACUUUCCAGAGAGGAGUGGGAUCGGUUCGCGACUCUGGCGCGUUCCUGUGCGUGAUUGAUGAGUCCAACGAGCAUAUGUUGUCAGUGUGGGACUGCGCCAGAGGGAGCAAGCAAGCCGAGGUCAAGACCACCACCGAGACGGUGUUGGCUGUGGACUUCCACCCGAGUGACAAUGGCAACAUCAUCACCUGCGGUAAAUCCCACGUCUACUUCUGGACUCUGAACGCGGGGCAGUUCGCCAAGAAGCAAGGCAUCUUCGGCAAAUACAAGAAGCCCAAGUUUAUCCAGUGUUUUGUGUUCAGCCUGACUGGUGAAGUUCUGACAGGGGAUUCCGAGGGCAACAUCCUGACAUGGGGCAAGUCUGCCGCAGCUGUCAGAACUCUUGGCAAAGGAGCCAAAGAGACCUUCCAGAUCAUGCGACAGACCAAAGCGCACGAGGGCAGCGUGUUCACCUUGUGCACGCUGCAGGGCGGCGCGCUGCUCAGCGGCGGAAGCAAAGACCGCAAGAUCAUCCGCUGGAGUGCCGACCUGGCUCCCGAGCACGAGUGUGAGAUUCUUGAAAAAUUUGGGGCGGUGCGCACCGUUGUCGAUAUGGAUGGAGAGGAACUGUUAGUCGGAACCACGAGAAACGCCAUCCUCAGAGGCAGCUUCUCCAACGGCUUUGUGCCCAUAGUGCAAGGUCACGUGGACGAAAUGUGGGGGCUGGCGACACACCCGUCCAUCGACAACUUCCUCUCCUGUGGCCACGACAGGCAGGUGUGCUUAUGGGAAACCGGGGAGCACACGCUCAACUGGUCCAUCGCCCUGGAGGAGUAUGGGUUGUGUGCCGAUUUCUGCCCAAAUGGAUCGGUGGUUUCGGUCGGCCUCAGCACGGGAAGAUGGGUGGCGUUGGACCUGCUGAGCGCAGAGGUCGUCUCCGAGUCGGUCGACGGGAAUGAGCAGCUUUCCGUCAUGAGAUACUCCCCAGACGGCAGCUGUCUCGCUGUGGGCUCCCAUGACAACUUCAUCUACAUCUACAACGUGACAGAAAGCGGACGGCGGUACGCUCGUUUCGGGAAAUGCAACGGCCACUCCAGUUUCAUAACUCACUUGGAUUGGUCCAAAGACGGGAAGUACAUCAUGUCAAAUUCAGGCGACUAUGAAAUUCUCUAUUGGGACAUUGCUGCAGGCUGCAAACUGUUGAGGAAUCGCUUCGAGAGCAAAGACCGCGAGUGGGCCUCCUACACCUGCGUGCUGGGCUUCCACGUCAUGGGCGUGUGGUUGGAGGGCUCCGACGGCACGGACAUCAACGCGCUGUGUCGCUCCCACAGCGAGAGCGUGGUGGCGGUGGCCGACGACUUCUGCAAAGUUCACCUCUUCCAGUACCCCUGUCCCAAACCCAAGGCGCCCAGCCGUAGGUACGAGGGCCACGGCAGCCACGUCACCAACGUGCGCUUCACCCACAGCGACUCCCACCUGCUCUCCGUGGGCGGCAAGGACACGUGCAUCCUCCAGUGGCGGGUGGUCCGAGGCGGCUCUCCGGAACCCGCCCCCGCCGGCCAGUAGCCGGUGACGACAAAAAGUGUGUCCGCGUGAAGUGUGGACAGGCGCCAGACUGCGAGGUUCUGGAAUCGCACGUGUGUGGGGAGAAUUUUAUCUCCAGGACUACAUUGUCUUCCAAGUACCAAAUGUGAUGUUUGGAGAACAUUCCUGCUUUUUUGGCGUUUAUCUUUCUUUGUGGUGUAUGACACUGAAAAUGCCCUGGAAUUACCAUGGUACCUUGGUUUUACGAGCAAAGUAAUCUGCAAAACAUUAUUAUGGGGUAUCAUUUAAAAAAAUAAAAAUAAAAUAAAAAUGGCAUACCUACACACAGUACAUAUGGGGUCUGGCACGCCAAUAGAAGAAAAACAUACUAAACCAAUGACUCCUCAGUAACUUUAAAAGGUCAAUUAAAAUAUGGUUGUGAUGUAUCAUCAGAUAUAUACGACACCACUGCAUAGAUCUCUGGUUGUUGUUUUUUUUUAAAACAAAAACAUUGUUAUGAGAAUGAAGUCCAAUUUCCUUGCAAGAACAAAAGGUGUAUUAUAACAGGAAUGUUGUUGGGGCUUUCAGCUUGUCUCAUCAGGGAUCGCCACAGCAAAUCACUUGCAUGAUUUGUUUGGCCGAUUAUUAUUACUAGGACAAAUUACACGGGGUUUUUUUUGUUUUGUUUUUUUCCAGAAUAAAGGCAUAAUAUUAUGAGAAGAAAACAUUUUCGUAUUUCACUUCUUAAAAUCAAAUUUUCUUCCCCUGUUGAGCUUUGUCGUUAAUAUUAUAUUACAACUAUAUUUUGGAAAAAUACGACUUUCUUCUCAUAACAUGACAUUUUAUCCUGACAAAAUACACCUUUCUUCUUGAAAUGAUUUCUUGAAGAAAUACAACUUUCUUUCUCAUAAAUUACACCAUUUUUCUUUUAAAAAAAAAAAAAGUUUUAUUUUAAAAUUAGAAUUGUUCUCAAAAACUGGCAGCUUUUGAAUUUCUUUGUCUUUUAGGGGCGUAUAUGUUGUGCAUUUUACUUGGACUGUACCAUUAUUACGUGUACUGUAUUUGUGUAUACAUUUCCGAAAAUACAAUGACUUCAAUGACCUUG